Molecule: messenger RNA, 3942 nt
Organism: Labrus bergylta (ballan wrasse)
Lineage: Eukaryota; Metazoa; Chordata; Actinopteri; Labriformes; Labridae
Source: RefSeq, a predicted model, not a curated record
AGUACUAGGGUAUGUGUGUGAUUGUGAGUGUGGUUAAAGCUCGCCGAGCAGCAGGAACUCAGAAACUUCACUGUGUUCAACUCAACGAGGGAGAUUUCUGACCGGAGAUUUUGACGGUUCAGGAGCCGACUCGGCUGCUUUCAGUCCAGCUGUGAUCGACGGAGGAGGACCCGGUCCCCGGUUCUCAGCAUUGGAACGAUUUCCGGCCAACAUGGAUGAUUUAGAUGCUUUGUUGGCGGACCUUGAGUCCACAACAUCCCACAUUUCCAAGCGCCCACUCUUCCUGUCUGACGACACUGCCUACUCCAUCCCUGUUGGGGGUCAGAUCCAGCAAGACAUCUGCUCCCCACCCCAAGUCCCAUCAACCUCUGAGCUAAACGGACUAGAUGAAACAGAGUCCUUCAGCUCAGCUCAGAGAAGUCCCUGGUCUAGAGAAAGCAGCAGUCCAACGCAACCCACUGGUGAAGAGGACCACGUUUACAGCUUCCCUAAUAAGCAGAAGAAUAGUGACUCAUCAGCUGUUGCCAUGAACUCGUCCUUGGGGAGCAACCUGUCUGAGCUUGACCGCCUGCUGUUGGAGCUCAAUGCUGUCCAGCAGAGCACCCCUGCCUUCCCCACAGAAGAAGAAACAGCACCACCACUGCCUGCAUGUAGCAUCAUCCACCAUAUCCAGGAGAAUGGAAUCUCUAAUGAUGGCAAAGUGGCUCCACCUGUGUUACUGAAGCCUAAACGCGGUGUAGCAGCUCGAGGAAUAGAGGAUGUACGACCGAGUGUAGAGAGUCUUCUAGAUGAGCUGGAAAGUUCUGUUCCCUCACCUGUUCCCACACCAUUGGUUGUGUCAGACGAACAAACAGAUGGACAAGAAGAAACACCUUCACAACAGCAAGCCAGGAUGUCUGCCUCCUCUGCCACACGAGAGCUGGACGAGCUAAUGGCCUCCCUGUCUGACUUCAAGGUCCAAAGCAAUAUCCAGUCACAAGGAAAGACUUCUCCCACGGGUCCCCCCAAACCUGCCAACAAGCUGGACAACAUGCUGGGAAGCCUGCAGUCUGAUCUCAACCGACUCGGAGUCCAGACGGUGGCUAAAGGUGUCUGUGGAGCCUGCAAGAAACCCAUUGUUGGACAGGUGGUGACAGCCAUGGGCAGAACAUGGCACCCUGAGCACUUUGUGUGCACCCACUGCCAGGAGGAGAUUGGAUCCAGAAACUUCUUUGAGCGUGAGGGGCAGCCUUACUGUGAGAAAGAUUACCACAGCCUGUUCUCGCCGAGAUGCCACUACUGCAACGGACCCAUUCUGGAUAAAGUAGUGACUGCUUUGGACAAGACUUGGCAUCCGGAGCAUUUCUUUUGUGCCCAGUGUGGAGCCUUCUUUGGACCAGAAGGUUUCCAUGAGAAGGAUGGAAAGGCGUUCUGCAGGAAAGAUUACUUUGACAUGUUUGCCCCUAAAUGUGGCGGCUGUGUCCGUGCUAUCCUGGAGAACUACAUCUCUGCUCUGAACUCACUCUGGCACCCAGAAUGCUUCGUCUGCAGGGAGUGCUUCACGCCGUUCAUAAAUGGCAGCUUCUUCGACCACGAGGGACAGCCAUACUGCGAGGCUCACUACCACGAGCGGCGCGGCUCACUGUGCUCCGGCUGCCAGAAGCCAAUCACCGGCCGCUGCAUCACGGCCAUGGGCAAGAAGUUCCACCCGGAGCACUUUGUGUGUGCUUUCUGCCUCAAGCAGCUCAACAAAGGCACCUUCAAGGAGCAGAACGACAAGCCGUACUGCCAGGGCUGCUUUGUUAAACUCUUCAGCUAGGCCAUGUGUGUAUCAAUGUGUGUGCACAAGUCUACACGUUUAUUGACAUGACUGAGUGCAUGUGUGGGUGUGUGUCACAUGUCUAGCAUGUCUGAGUGGGUGAAGUGAUUACAGAGUCUGAGGGUGUGGAUUAUAUCAUAAAGGGGAUAAAUGUUGUUUCUGACUUUUCACCCCUUCUGUCCGACCUCUCAGGCUCGGCAUUUCACACUUUUGCUAAAGACAUUUUUAACAGAGCCCAAAGAGAUUUUUAUUUCAACUUUUAUUCCUCUGUGCAACAAAGAAAGUAAGUGUAUUUGUCCUUGUAUGUGUGUACAUUCACUAGCAUACACAGGCGAAAGUAAGACCUUAUUUGUAAAUGAUUUUAUUCCCCCCUCACAGGGCCAGACCCUGCACCAUGUGGAGGUUUUAUGCAUGGACCAGGGGGUCAAUGUUGGCAGUUUCAAAAUCCUUUGAGUGUUUAAUAUCUACUUCUUGGCCACUGAGUGUUGGAAUAAUCUGUGUAAAAGAUGUAUUUUUCUAGCUUUGGAAAUGAUUGAGGUGCCAUUGAAAUACUCCAUAUCUACAUGCACACACACAUACACUGAACUCUUUCGUCUUCAUUUCUCUAAAGCUGCGGUUCAAACUCUUUGCACACUCCAACCACAGAUCUCUUGAUGAGACCGUCUUAAGGUGCAUUUUGCAGGUGUCAACAAGAUUAUUAUUUUUCUACUAUUUUACAAUGAAAAAGAUCAGCCUAUAUGACAUUCACAUUUGUGCUCUUGUAAAUUCAUCAUCUAACACUGAAAGUGAAAUCGAACAUCAGUAACAUCCUUGUAGCCAUUAAGACCUUUUUGUUUUCGCACCCAUUUAUCUGAAUAGGUGCAAUUCAUGAUGACAAAAAAGUGGCUCUAUGAUAAUAUGAGGAGGCAGAAUGGUUAUUAGUAUAAGAAUUAUAGUGCAAUCAAAUCUGCCAAAUCAUAGUUGGAUUUCUUUAAAGUUAAGAAAAUCAUGUCAGAAUAAUGUUUGAAUGUUUCAGUCCAAUCAUUUUCCCUUCUUUUAUUAUUGCUACUAUUGUGAAUUGAUCACUGUAUGAAAUCUAUCAGUAUGGCUGGUUCAGGGUUUAAUUUGUUGUGCAUUUGGAUUUCAAGCAUGCUUUCUUUUAUGUGGAGUUUUAUCAGCACUCGCUGCCGGCCGCUGUUACAAUCAGACUCUAGCAUUUAUACAGCUGCAGUGUGCUCAACUUUGUGACAGAACUGUGUUUUGUCGCUGUUUUUAUGAAAAUAAAUAUAUAUUUUUGAGCUGUUUGGGCUCACACUGAUAUGCAGAGAGCUGGCUCUAUUGGCAUUUAGGCCAACAUUAGUUGACCGUGUUGUUAAACAAAAACCAGCUUUGAUUCCAGUGUCAGACUUUUAAAAGAAACACAGCCCAUCUGAUUGACAGCUGGUCAGGAAUCCGAAUGAGACAAUGAGCCAGGGCCAAGCUUUUAAAAUCUAUGUAAACAGUCUUUUCAACUUGAUUUUACUUGCAGCCUUAUUUCAACAUGAGACGAUGUGCUUAUUCUAACAAUGUGUUUGUCUUUCAUUUGGAUCACUAAGUGUGCAACGAGUGAAUACACAUCCAGAUUGUUUUACUUUGAGAAGAUGUUUGCUUUUGUGCCAAAUGUGUCAAUGCAAUAAGGUCUUAUACACUGUGGAGUUGUAAAUCUUUCCUGUGAUUUGACUCUUUCUGUGCUUAAGUCUGGGGGAGGCUUUGUCUGCUGUGGUUUCGCCCAAAGGUUUACACUGUAAUAAGAAGAGCAAAGAUUAAAAAAAAAAUCAUCUAUACAGAGUCAUUCAGCAGACAGUAUAGUGUUCACUUGUAGCUGAUUCAGAUUUACAGGAAGUAGCAGCGGGAAAUUAACAAACGUUCUGGGUUAAUUUGCCAUAUAUAUAUUUAUCCACUUACAUAAUAUCGCCUUAUAAAUGUCACUUUUGUCAGAGAAAUCGUGAAAAUAAAUAAACGUCUUUUCUGUUCAUGACAUUAGAACUGUGAACUUUGCUCUGCACAUGGAGAUCUUUUACCAUCUGAAUUUUCACCGGGCUCCCUGUGUGGUUGGGGUGUAAGACUGUGUCUGUCCUGAUUUCUGACUGAUAUCUGCAGCAAAUAAACGAGAACUUUAAUUCUGG